Gekko japonicus is the source of this 2109-nucleotide messenger RNA. RefSeq names its product syntrophin gamma 2 (gene SNTG2). The record is from RefSeq and is a predicted model, not a curated record. NCBI's taxonomy places the organism in Eukaryota, Metazoa, Chordata, Lepidosauria, Squamata, Gekkonidae. Gene Ontology annotation, molecular function: DNA binding; site-specific DNA-methyltransferase (adenine-specific) activity; protein binding. Bases 1 to 2109 code for a protein of 702 amino acids. The transcript is spliced from 17 exons. Gene Ontology annotation, cellular component: dystrophin-associated glycoprotein complex; intracellular anatomical structure.
AUGACUCAGGGCAUCUGGUUAAGAGAAGAAGCAGCUUGCAGCAUCAAUUUCCUGGAGCUUAGAGACAUCAGGCUGGGUCUUCUGAACUUCCAAGAGCUACUCUCAGACUGCCAUGUCCUAGUGCAGACGGACAACAUGACAACAAAGGCAUAUGUAAACAGGCAAGGGGGGACCAGGUUCAAGUCCCUCCACAAGGAAGCUCACCUCCUGAUGCAGUGGGCAGAAAGUCAUCUACAAUCCAUCAAAGUGAUUCAUGUUCCAGGCCAGGAAAAUGUUCUAGUGGACUGGCUGAGUUGCAGGAGCCUGGAUCAGUCAGAGUGGGCUCUGAACAGGGAGGUGUUCCAACAGCUAUGCCAGCGAUUCGGAGGGGUGGACAUAGACCUCUUCACAAGCUUUCAAAACUGGCAAGUACAAAAAUUCAUGCCCAGGACAAGAGACCAAAAGGCCAUCUGGGUGGACGCUCUGAGCUGUGAGUGGCCCCGUCAGAGACUGUACGCCUUCCCUCCAAUUCAGUUGAUCUUCAUGGUAGUGCAAAACACCAUAGAGCAACAGGCAGAGACAAAAACUGGUAUUGCAUUAUUGUACGACGAAAUAACCGAAAACACCUACGAAAUCCGACUGAAGCUUACAAAAGAGGUACUAACAAUUCAAAAACAAGAUGUCAUCUGUGUUAGUGGAAGUGAUCACAGUGCAAAUCACAGAACUGUUAAACUUCGUAGACAACCAGUUGGUGGCUUGGGCUUAAGUAUAAAGGGUGGUGCUGAGCAUAAAGUGCCUGUUGUCAUAUCGAAAAUAUUUAAAGAUCAAGCAGCGGACCAAUCCGGAAUGUUAUUUAUAGGAGAUGCAGUCAUGCAGGUCAAUGGCAUAAAUGUAGAAAAUGCUACCCAUGAAGAAGUGGUGCAUCUACUGCGAAAUGCUGGCGAUGAAGUUACCAUCACUGUUCAGUACCUCAGGGAAGCGCCAUCAUUUCUAAAGCUCCCAUUGGGUUCUCCUGGACCAUCCAGUGAUCACAGCAGUGGUGCUUCCUCCCCUCUCUUUGACAGUGGUUUACAUUUAAAUGGAAACUCCACAAAUACAGCACCAUCAUCACCUUCUUCACCCAUAGCUAAUGAACCAAAAUAUGAGAAGCGUUGGCUGGACACCUUAUCUGUUCCUUUGUCGAUGGCUCGAAUCUCAAGAUACAAAGCUGGAACAAAUAAAUUAAGAUCUAAUGCAUUUGAAGUACUGGCACUUGAUGGAGUUAGCUCUGGGAUACUUCAGUAUUGUACAGCCCAGGAGAGUGCUGACUGGCUGAGAGCAUUAUCAACUAACAUCAGUGAUUUGACACUACAAAAUAUAAAGAUGGCAAAUAAAUGCUGCUCUCCCUCAGACCAGGUGAUACAUAUGGGGUGGGUGAAUGAGAGGCUUCAGGGAGCAGAUUCCCCACAGCUCUAUAAAUUCAAGUUCCUGGCACUGAAGGGUUCAUUGUUCUACAUUUUCAGCACACCUCCGGUAAGCACGUUAGAUUGGGUACGAGCUGAAAAAAUAUAUAACCUCUGUGAGGUUUUAUUUAAAGUUCACAAGCUCUGGCUUAAUGAUGAUUGCUGGCUACAAGCAAACUUGUAUUUAGGUAUUCACCAAGACUAUGAACUUGAAGACCAGAGGCCAUAUUGCUUCAGUGUUGUAGUUGGUCAUGGCAAGAGUCAUUACUUCAAUGUCGAACUGGGAAGUGAUCUGGGAGUAUGGGAGAAAUCAUUUCAAAGAGCCAUUUUUUUGGAAGUUCAGAAAACAGGGUCUAAAACCUAUAUGUGUAGCUGGCAAGGAGAAAGCUUGUGUUUCACCGUGGACUUUGCUUUGGGAUUCACUUGCUUUGACAAUAAAACAAAGAAUGUCCUCUGGAGAUAUAAAUUCUCUCAGCUCAAAGGGUCAUCAGAUGAUGGUAAAACUCGAGUCAAGUUACUUUUUCAGAAUACAGAAACCAAACAAAUUGAAACAAAGGAGCUAGAAUUUCAGGAUUUGACAGCAGUUUUAAACUGCAUCCACUCCUUUAUAGCUGCUAAGGUUGCAUCGCUGGAUCCAUUGUUUAUAGACAGCAAGAGCAUUGCAAGAAAAAAUACUUACAGUAAUUAA